CACGAGGUCUACGCAGCCAGUCCGUUUGGGACGAGGCCUCCCCGCUCUUUGGAUUAAGGCAGAUCAGUCUCAACUGACACGUCUCCUGUCCAAUGGGCGUCGCGCUGGAGACCAGCAGCCAAUCACGUGUCGCAAAGGGCGGGCCCACGGCGGAGGGGGCAGGACGCGAGGUAUCAUGGAGGAUCAGCGAACAAACUGUGGCCAUCAGAGACGCGCAGGCGACGCUCUUGUCCCGGGGACUUUACUCUCACUUCACCGCCCGACUGCUCCCUCGUCGCCAACCACAUAUUCACAAUGGACAUGAAGAAGAGGAUCAUUUUGGAGCUGCGGAACCGAAACCCGGCAGAGGUGGCCGAGAUGGUGGUGGACAACAGCCCCUCGGUGAGUGGCGAAGUGGAAGGUCUCUCAGACAAGUUUAUCGAGCUGGAGGUCCUCAGUAUGAUCAACGUGGGUCUAAAUUCACUGGCCAAGCUGCCGUCGCUGCCCAAACUGCGCAAGCUGGAGCUGUGUGAAAACAACCUGUCGGGUUCUUUUGAGACCUUGUCGGAAAAAUGUCCCAACCUGAUCUACCUCAACCUUAGCAGCAACAAGAUUAAGGAGCUGAGCAACCUGGAGGCCCUGCAAAACCUGAAGAGCCUUCAGAGUCUGGACCUGCUGAACUGUGAGAUCACGUCGCUGAAGGAUUACCGCGACAGUGUGUUCGAGCUCCUGCCUCAGGUCACCUACCUGGACGGCUUCGACCAGGAGGAGAACGAGGCGCCCGAUUCGGAGGCCGACGAAGAAGAUGAGGACGGCGAGGACGGGGCAGGGCCGACCGGCGACUACGAUGACGAGGACGACGAAGACGACGACGAGGACGGCUCGGAGGGAGGAGAGGUGGGGCUGAGCGUUCGUGGGAAGAGGGCCACGCAUCAGGAGGAGGAAGAAGACGACGACGAGGAGGACUAUGGUGAGGAGGAGGAAGAGGAAGACGAGCGAGCGGACACUCAGGGACAAAAGAGGAAGAGAGACGUGGAGGACGACAGCGAGGACGACGAAGACGACGAGGACAACUAGCCGUGCUGUCGUUGCCCGUGUGCGUGCGUUUCCCGUCCUACGCUAGAUGUCGCCCCUCUAGCUCUGCCCACCUCCUUCAAAUGGGGUUGCAAAGGGGAAAGCAUUUCUUUGGAAAUAAUCCAAAUUUGAAACUUUUCAUGGGAAUUAACUGGGAUUUGAAUUGUAUGAUUGGUUUCUUUUCCGUUGUAUUUUAUUUAUUUGUUUUUUGGGUGGGGGCGCAGCGGCCAAUCAAAAAAAAUUGAAAGCAAUCGUUAAAGUUCAGUGAUCCAAGUCCUCUCCACCCACCACAACAGAUUGGCAAAUUGACCAAAAGGUUGGCAAGAAACGUUUUUUUUUUUUUUUUUUUUUUUUUUUUGAAAAGUUCCCUGUUCAGUCCAAAGCAAUGUUGAAGCCAUCUUGUGGCAUCAUUCGGCAAUUGCAAAGCUUUUAGCAGCAAGGUUGGGACCCUGUCUCCCGGUAAUUAUAGUAAGUCGUUGGAGUCAGCAUUAUGCUCAAAUAGAUUUUAGCCUGUAAGUGUUUUUUAUUGUCAGGGGGGAUUGAGGUGUGUCCACAAAUAGCUUUCCAAUUGCCUGUCAAUUUACGACCCGAUGGACAAGUUAGAAAUUGCUUUGUGGGGGGAGAAACAACACCCCCGAUUCUGGAGUAAGCAGUGAUAAAUUGCUAACAAGCCUUUAACAUGAAAAAUGAGGGUCGACACCCAAGUUUGAUUUUAUUUUAUGUUUUAAUAGACAAAAUCCAUGCAUCUUUUUAGUAUGACAUGUAGCCUGAGCAUCAAAACAACAAAUAAGAGCUUCUAAACUAAUGAUGGACGAUGAAUUUAGAGGGGGGGAGACCUUGCUGAAUCUGUGAAUUUGCAAAGGCUGCGCCACAAAUAUGGAGUGCAUAUUGAGCCAACCCUCAAUUGUGUACAUUAAAAAAAAAAACAAUUAUUCUGCUUUGCUGAAUCUGUUAAUCCCCUUGAAAACUUUCUAAAUUCGCAAUUUGCCAUCACUUUGCAACCCUACUUCCUGUAUAUCCGCAACCCAGCUGAACUCCACUCGGCUCCGCCACAUGCAAGAUGGCGGCCACGUUGGCUUUGGGAUCUUCUGGAAUUUUUGCUGAAGACAUCCAACUAAAUUGGGACUGUUCAUCGAUCCUCGCUUUUGCCCAUUAGUGAUGACAUUGCCAACUUUUAAGGGACACAUUAUUAAAAACAAAAAGACUUUUUGAACACAAAAAGUUGUCUGAUUGUUGAGGACGUUGAUUUUUGUUUUUUCGUUUUUAUUUUUCCAACACAAACCAAAGUCGGUGCACUUCAGAGCGCCUCCUUCAGGACUCCUUGUGUUUGUGGAUCAGGAUCUUCCUCCUCCGUUUUAGCCCGAUGAUCACAUGACUUCUGCCCCGCCCACCUUAUAGAAAUAUGCAGACCACUGUAAGCUCCUCCUUCUCUUAUACUUAUUAUUCCGUGUGUGUGUGCGUGUGUGUUUUAUUGUAGCUUUUUACACGCUCGGUGACUUUUUUUGGACUUUUUUGUUUGUUUGAUUUCUUUUUGGGGGGGUCAAGUGAUGUGAAAUAUUCCAAUAAAGUUGAGUCCGGUCGCUAUUAAAACAUUGUGGGAUAAGGGAAAUCAACAUUUUUAAAAGAAUUGAUGACAAAGCAAUAUUUAUAGAUUUUUACAAAGAUAAGGUUGCUUUCUUGUGAUCGGCCGAUUAAUUUAGUUCUUACCUUGUCGUUUCUCUCACUGACAUCCAAAUAAAUGUGCGUGUGUGCGCGUGCGUUUUUGUGUGUCGGUGUGUGUUUGCCGCUUUGAACAUUUAUUACAAAAAAAAAAAAAGGAUGGAAUAUUUGUGUACAUACGUUUUUACGCUCUUCAGGUCUGAUAGAAAAUGAAAAUAAAGUCAUUUAGUUGAA
Messenger RNA from Hippocampus comes (tiger tail seahorse), 2946 nucleotides. RefSeq names its product acidic (leucine-rich) nuclear phosphoprotein 32 family, member E (gene anp32e). The coding region runs from base 295 to 1056 and encodes 253 amino acids. Gene Ontology annotation, cellular component: nucleus. NCBI's taxonomy places the organism in Eukaryota, Metazoa, Chordata, Actinopteri, Syngnathiformes, Syngnathidae. The record is from RefSeq and is a predicted model, not a curated record. Gene Ontology annotation, biological process: regulation of apoptotic process. The transcript is spliced from 7 exons. Gene Ontology annotation, molecular function: histone binding; phosphatase inhibitor activity.